This is a messenger RNA of Mesorhabditis belari, 921 nucleotides long. The record is from the annotation of a GenBank genome assembly. NCBI's taxonomy places the organism in Eukaryota, Metazoa, Nematoda, Chromadorea, Rhabditida, Rhabditidae.
AUGACACGAGAAACAUUCUUGGAUAAGUUGGCGGAACAACUUGGUUGGUAUGGAGCGGAUCGAGGAAUCUUUUGCCACAGAGAAGAUUGCUUUUAUGUCAAAGACACUUUUGGAGGAGUUACAGCAAGAGAUCGACCAGUUCGAUCAAUCUACAUCUACGGCUUUUACACGGUGGCUGUUUCCCAAGCAAUACUCAAUAUUCCGACACUGUACAAUGAUGGCAACUUGGACACAUCAAAAUGGUCGAUUAACAAAAGCUUUGUUCAACCAAUCGGAUACAUGUUUCCGACGGUUUCUGGGAUUUUUGCCUCACGGGCCUUACCGAAUGAUGAAACAACCAACGGAAAUGUUCUCUUUAUCGGACUUGGCGGAGGAACGCUGAACAACUUGUUGACAGCCGGUUUUCCCAAUAUAAACGUAACGUCUGUUGACAACAAUCCGGUGAUGAAACGUUUAGCUGUUGAGUUGUUUGAUAAUGUUGAAAAUGAGAAAAACCAUAUUGUGAUCGGCGAUGGAGUCGAGUUUAUGAAGAAUGAGACGAAAAGAGGAGCUCAAUAUGAUGCAAUAAUCGGUGACGUUUGUUACAAUAACGGGGAUAAGCCGAAUAUUUGCCCAAUUGAUUUGUUUUUGAAUGAUGAUGUCAUUGAAAUUUACAAGAAGCUACUGAAACCAACAGGUUUUCUUGCUCAUAAUGUUGUAGCUAAAGGUGAGAUUGAGAUGCAAGACGAGAUCAUUCAAAAUAUACUAAAACUCCAUAUGAAACACUUUGGAGAGGAGAAUUGUGUCAUGCACAAAUGUCAUUCGAUCAGGAAUUUUGUCCUGAUGUGUCGCUCAAUCGGUUUCCCAUCGAAAGACGACUAUCGACGCGUCGAAGAAGCGUUCGCUGAUCGUUUUGAAUACACAAUAGUCGAAAAUGAACAA